AUGUUUUGAAAAGGUGCCGCUCAUAUGCUUCCAAGAGCAUAGCCGAAGAGAUCGUUUACACACAUCCCCAGAGAGGGGCUGGUGACAUCACUAAACCGUAUGAACGACUUCAAUUGACCAAAAUGUACUGGCAUCGCUCUCUCCUUCUGGCCACCUUGGCCUCUCUUACUUCCGCCUCAAUACUACCGACCAACCUCUCGCCACGCCAGUCGGACAUCUUAACCACCUACGACUAUGUAGUCAUCGGCUCUGGUCCCGGCGGCGGCCCAUUGGCAGCUCGACUUGCCAUUGCAGGCAAAAAAGUACUGCUCAUUGAAGCAGGCGACGACCAAGGCGACUCGAUUCCCUACCAAGUUCCCGCCCUCAGCACCCAGUCGACUGAAUACGACCCGAUGAAGUGGGAUUACUUCGUCAAUCAUUACAGCGACCUGGAUACGCAAGAGAAGGAUUCGAAGAUGACCUACCGUACCACGUCCGGAGACACGUAUGUCGGAUUGAAUCCCCCAACUGGCGCCACUCCUCUUGGCAUCCUUUACCCUCGCGCUGGAACCCUAGGAGGCUGCGGAUCCCACAACGCCCUGAUCACCGUCUAUCCACACAAGAGCGACUGGAAUGACAUCGCCACCCUGACAGGGGAUCAGACGUGGACCGCGUCAAAUAUGCGCCAGUACUUUAAGCGUCUCGAGAAAGCCGAGUACUUGCCCAACGGCAUUGUCGGCCACGGCUUCAGCGGGUGGUUGACGACCACGGUAACGGAUCUCGGCCUAGUGAUUCAGGAUGUGAAGCUUCUCACCGUCAUCCUCUCGGCCGCUUCAGCCAUGGGAAAGAGCCUUCUCGGCAUGAUCCUAUCCACCAUUGCGGGUCUUGGCGACGUUCUACUCCGUGACUUGAAUGUUGAUUCCACGGGUCGAGAUUCAGCCGAAGGUCUCUACCAAGUCCCCAUCGCCGUGAAGGACGGGGUUCGGGCUGGACCUCGCGAGUUUGUACUGAGCACAGCUGCCGCGAAGAAUUCGGACGGUUCAAGGAAAUAUUAUUUGGACAUUAAACUCAACACCUUGGCCACCAAGAUCCGGUUCGACAAGAGUGGCGCCAAGCCCCGCGCUGUUGGAGUUGACUUUCUUGUCGGGCAGAGUCUCUACAAAGCCGACCCGCGAUUCAAGAGCACCUUUCAGGGUGUAGCCGGGACUGUGAACGCUUCUUCCGAGGUCAUCAUCUCAGCAGGUGCAUUUAACACCCCUCAGCUACUGAAACUCAGCGGCAUUGGGCCCAAGGACGAGCUCACCUCAUUCGACAUCCCUGUUGUCGUCGAUCUCCCUGGUGUAGGCACCAACCUCCAGGACCGCUACGAAACAUCAGUGGUUGGCAAGACUCCGACAGACUUUCAGAUUAUUGAAGACUGUACUUUUCUCCGCUCCUCGGAUGAUCCGUGUUUGAAGAAGUGGCAGAGCGGCGCCACCGAUGGGAAACGGGGCAUCUAUGGAUCGAACGGCAUCGCUCUGGGAAUUGUCAAGAAGUCCUCUGUCGCAGUGGAUAACCCGGAUCUAUUCAUUGCCGGGGCGCCAGUCAACUUCCCGGGCUACUAUCCUGGAUACUCGGCCAACGGCACAGCAGAUGCCCGUCACUGGACUUGGAUCGUGUUGAAAGCCCACACCCGAAAUCGAGCAGGCACAAUCACACUCCGGUCCUCGGACCCUCGUGAUGUUCCGCAAAUCGAGUUCAAUUCCUUCGAGAAUGCAGCAGAUGCGGCAAAGGACGUCCAAGCCCUUGUCGAAGGCAUGAAACUCUCGCGCAAAAUGCUCCAGAACACACUUCCACUCACUGGUGGCUUUACCGAGGUGUGGCCAGGAUCCGAUGUCAGCGACGCGGGUCUUGCGCAGUUUGCAAAGAAUGAGGCUUGGGGGCACCAUGCUAGUUGCACAUGCCCUAUUGGAGCGGAUGGGGAUACUAUGGCCGUCUUGGACUCCAAGUUCCGCGUCAGGGGAACAGAAGGGUUACGCGUGGUAGAUGCCUCCGUGUUUCCGAAGAUUCCUGGGUUUUAUAUUGCAGUGCCCGUGUAUAUGAUCAGUGAGAAAGCAGCUGAUGUUAUACUCGGGGUCUAG
Molecule: messenger RNA, 2099 nt
Organism: Ilyonectria robusta
Lineage: Eukaryota; Fungi; Ascomycota; Sordariomycetes; Hypocreales; Nectriaceae
Product: GMC oxidoreductase
Exons: 2
Coding region: 123-2099 (658 amino acids)
Molecular function (GO): flavin adenine dinucleotide binding; oxidoreductase activity, acting on CH-OH group of donors
Source: RefSeq, a predicted model, not a curated record